Molecule: messenger RNA, 2712 nt
Organism: Gordionus sp. m RMFG-2023
Lineage: Eukaryota; Metazoa; Nematomorpha; Gordioida; Chordodea; Parachordodidae
Exons: 1
Coding region: 1-2712 (903 amino acids)
Source: RefSeq, a predicted model, not a curated record
AUGAAAGGAAUCUGUCCAACUUGCCAUAAAUUAAUAAAUAUAAAAAAGGAUGGCCAUCUUUACAAACAUGGCCCUACAACCCUCCCUUGCUCAGGCUCUAACACACUUUGCACAAAACUUAUAGAACCCCCAAUAAAUACCAAACACAUACAAGUAAAUUACAAAUCACUAGAAGAAUUUAUCUUUAUUAAUAAAUCACCAACAAUUAAGCACAUCCCAACCAGUGUUAACUACCUUAUCACAGACCAUCUCACCAAAUUAUUUGAUAAUAUUAACUCAGAUUUGUCAAACACAAAUCAUUGGAAUAAUCUAUUCACUUUCCCUUUUAAAUGUCUCUCAAUCCCAAAAGAUAAAAAAUCUAUUUCACUACCUAACAUUAUAAAAGACAGACUUAAAAAUAUAGAUUACUUAACACCUCUUGAACACAUCAAAUAUCCCAAUAAUUCCAAUGAAAGUUUCAUUAAAACCUGUGACAAAAUUUCCAAAAAAAUAAAUGAAGGUGACGUCUGCGGAGCCCAAAAAUUAAUCUCCUCACAAUCAAAACUAGCCCCAUCUAAUGAUGCGACUCUUGAAAACCUAAAAUCUCUCCAUCCACGAGCUUCUUAUACUAGCUUACCAAAUCCUCCGCCAAAUAUUCCUCCUCUCACAAUAUCAAACCAAGAUAUACGUGACACUAUAAACGAAUUUAAUAAAUUUUCAGCAGCAGGUCCUGACGGCUAUAGACCAUCCUACUUCCAAACAUUCCUAAAAUCUCCCAAUUCAAAUAGUUUUUUUAACUCACUUACAUCCUUCCUCAAUAAUAUAAUCACUAGAGAUAUCCCCACAUUAGCUCAUCAAAUAAUAUUUGGAGCUAACUUGAUUGCAUUUGAAAAGCCGAAAGGUGGUAUCCGCCCAAUAGCUAUCGGUUCUUUCUUCAGACGCCUGAUUACUAAAAUCAUCGCAAAAAAAAUAAAAACCGUUACUCAUUCCCUGCUUGGCAAUUACCAAUUAGGCUGCGGAACAAAAGGAGGCGUAGAUAUAGCCUCUCACUGUCUCCGAAUCUACCUACAACAUCCUCCUUUAAACUCCGUUCUUUGCAAAAUUGAUUUCAAAAACGCCUUCAAUACUAUAUCCCGUUCCUCUGCUCUCGAAUCGUUUUACGAUAAUUUCCCCCAAUACUCGCGCAUAGUUGACAUUUGGUAUUCCAAUAGCACUCCCCUCAUUUUCAAUGGUUACGUUAUAUACUCAGAAGAGGGUGUUCAGCAGGGCGACCCCCUAGGCCCUAUACUUUUCUGCUUAGCCAUCCAUAAUAUGAUGAAAGAUCUCAAAUCUGAUUUUGAUCUAGACCUUAAUUUAUGGUACCUAGACGAUGGCACUCUCUGCGGUAACCAACACCAAAUAAGCAAAGCCCUCUUCCACCUCGAAAGAGAAUGCCCCAAAAUAGGCCUAGAGUUAAACAAAACCAAAAUAGAAAUCUGCAUACUCAACCCCGAGAUUCCCCUAGAUUCAUUUAAAGAUUACAAUAUUAUCGAAAUCGACGAUAUCCAACUCUUGGGCUCCCCACUACUAAAUAAUAAAAUCUCGGAAAAAACUAUCGAUAAAACCUUCUUCGAGUUGCAAAACUUGGAAAAGUUCAUCAAUCAUAUCCCAUCGCACCAACUUUUUUAUCUAUUAAAAAAGUGCCUAUAUUUACCUAAAAUUUCACACCUCUUCCACUCAUCCUCCUCAUUUACCUCCUCAGAAUUUUUCACCAAGCAUAAUAUUCGCUUAAAGACCUUAAUGGAAAGGAUCCUUAAUCUUCCACUAUCAGACUUUAAUUGGCACCUUGCUCAAUUACCCGCUAAACUAGGCGGUAUCGACCUAAUCCCCUUAGAAUUACUCUCCCUAUCUCUUUUUAUCUCUAAUCGCCUUUCGCUCAAUUCCGCGAUCUCAUCUUUUAUAACUCCCAAUGACGAUCUCUUAACAGUAGCAAUCGAAAAAUGGAAUCUACUAACCCCAGACGAUCAAACAUUCCCAACCGAAAUUUCUAAUAAAUCAAUCUUGGAACCCCUUAUAAAGAAACUUCAAAAUAAUCUUAACCCCUCCGAUAUUAGCGAUAUUCAACUACUUCAAUUAAACGAUAAAUAUGGCGGAUAUGAAUGGCUCGAGGCACUUCCUAGCCUAACCCUUGAUAAUCUCUUAACCAAUGACCAACUGAGAGUUACCAUAGGAUUCAGACUAGGAUGCUCGCUAACACAUUUACACACUUGCCACCUUUGCAACCUUCCCGUACAACCAAACGCAAGACACGGCCUAAACUGCUCCCGUAGCCAAGGUCGCCACCUCCGGCAUAAAGCUAUAAAUAAAAUCAUCCAUAACGCUCUUAAUAAAGCUAAAAUUCCUAACAUUCUAGAACCUACAAACCUCUCUCUACAAGAUGGCCUCAGACCUGACGGUCUAACCUGCAUCCCUUGGUCCAAUGGGAAAUCCCUAAUCUGGGACGCUACCUGUGUCUCUUCCUUUCCCUCAUCAAUUAAUUCAAAUCCUCUUACUAAUGGCGAAAAUAAAAAAAUCAAUAAAUACUCAAUAUUAAAUAAUUUUAUUUUUCAACCCAUAGUCAUCUCAACUAAUGGUAAUUUCUCCCAAUCAACAUAUUCUUUUUUAAAAAUUUUAGCACGUAAAAUUUUUAACAUAACAAACGAAAAACGCGAGUCAACCUUCCUAAAACAAAAAAUACAAUUAGAAAAUUUUUAA